This is a messenger RNA of Heterocephalus glaber (naked mole-rat), 3335 nucleotides long. It is a transcript of the gene Acyp2, whose product is annotated as acylphosphatase 2. The record is from RefSeq and is a predicted model, not a curated record. Gene Ontology annotation, molecular function: acylphosphatase activity. NCBI's taxonomy places the organism in Eukaryota, Metazoa, Chordata, Mammalia, Rodentia, Bathyergidae.
AACAAUAUAACUGAACAGCAGACUCAAAAUGAUUACAUUUUUUUUUUCCUGUUUCCACUGGCACAAGGGAGUUCAGAUUUUUAGUGUCUUGUCCCGGAAAAUAUCACAAUCUAUUUAGAGCAGGGAUACAGGGGCAAGGCUUUUCUGACUCCGAGGAGCUUAAAAAGUUGUAGACCUCAUUUUAUGAGCUGUAUCAAAAUCUCCAGAUGGACUGAGCAGUCACCUGAACGAUAGUUAAUUAACUCGCUAACCGAGUACCUUCAAAUAACCAAGCUAGAGCCUUCAUUUCCAAAGCAAAUCUUAGAAGGGGUGAAGAGGAGCUGAAAGUGGGGAAAAUCAAAAGGUACAAAAUUUGUUAGUAUGAAUAAAUACUGAGGAUGUAUUUUACAGCAUUGUCACUGGUGAUAGACAACUGAAAAUUGCUAAGUGAUCUUCACUGUGUGUGGGAGGGCACGAGGUGAAUACAUUAAUUACCUUGAUUUAACCUCUAAACAAUGUACAACUAUAUUAAAACAUCACCCUGUACACCACAUAUACAAGGGUCUUGGUGUCAAUUAUAUUUUAAUAAAACUAAGGAAGGGAAGUAACCCAAUUUUGGGCACGGGCCGGGGCUUUAAUUCACUGAGACCGGGCACCGGGGGGGAAUUAAGUCCCAAGCGCCCGCGCGCCCCGCGCUUGCAGGAAGGGACCGGGUCGGGCGCCUGAGGUACCGCGCUGUCCCCGGCCGCCCUCGCUCCCCGCUCCGCCGUCUCAUUUGCCGUCUUUCGACGCGUGACCCCGGCGCGCUCCCGUCCCGUACGGAGGACAGGCGCGGGGCGCACCUCGCGGUCCCAUGUGCUUUCUCCCUCUGGCAGCCCUCGCGCCCCGGGCCGCGCUCCUGCUCCUCGGCAGAGGGCCCGCCGCAGCCAUGUCUACCAACGCACCGCUCAAAUCGGUGGACUACGAGGUGUUCGGGAGAGUGCAGGGUGUUUGCUUCAGAAUGUACACUGAAGGUGAAGCUAAGAAAAUAGGAGUAGUUGGCUGGGUGAAGAAUACCAGCAAAGGCACUGUGACAGGCCAAGUGCAAGGCCCUGAAGAGAAGGUCAAUUCCAUGUUCCCCUUCAGGACUGAAGGAAUAAUUCUCCUAAGUGCCAGAAAUGCUGCUGGAAGGUGGUUCUCAGCAGAAGAAUUCUCAGGAAUUGCCUUAAAAGAAGAAAGUCACCUUACUAAAGGAAGUCUUGGCUGAGCAAGGUUGGAAGUCCUAGUUCUCGCAUUGACCGCACAAACUUUUCUAAUGAAAAAACCAUCUCUAAACUUGAAUACUCUAAUUUCAGUGUUCGAUACUAAUAGAAAAGAAAUUAAAAUUGUAAUGCCUCCAAUGCACAAUAGAUACCAUAUAUUCUGAAGUCUAUAUUCUAGAAUAGUAGUACCGAAGUAGGAUUUAAAAAAGGGUACUUUCUGUUCUGAAAGCUACAGAAUUAUGUUGCUAAAAAUGUUUAUCACUGAAAUAAUUUUAGUAGACCUUUUUGAAUAAGCAAAACAAUUCUAAGUUUGAAAAUGUCAUUAUGAAUAUUCAAUAUGAACAUUCAAUUUAAGCCUGUCUCAUGAAAUCUUUCAUUUCAAUGAACAUUAUAGCAUACAUAUUAUUUGGUUAGACAUAGAAAAUAAAGUGAACCAUCCAAGUUAUUUUAAAGUACUGUUUGUCUGGAGUGAAUUCUAAUGCUGUCUGAAUAAUAAUUUGCUAUUAAAAUUGAGUUUAAUGAUUGAAGUCUUUAAAAGAACCAGUGGUUAAAAUAAAUAUUUGUAUGUGAUCAGUAUAAUCAUAAAAUAAUAUCAAUAAAGAGUUAAUUUAAAAAUUCUGUUUCAAGAUAAACAUGAUCCAAUCCUUUGUUGUCAUUUAAUAUCGUCUUUGAAUUGUAUUAUUCUGUAGUGCGUGGUCAGCUUGGUGAUGGCAGCUGUAAGAGCACACAAUUUUAGUACAGCAAGCAGCAAGAUUUAGACUACCCUCAUGGGUGGGAGAAAGGCUGUGCUUUCCCAAGGCCUGGACAACUGCACCCUUCUCCCCACUUUGUGUUAAAAAAGGGCAGAUGAGCAUCAAAGGAAAGAACUAGCAGAUAGUGAAGUUGAGCAACAAUACCCAUUAAUUUGACUUUGCUGGAUGUGAGUUACCAUUUUUAUGACUUGUUUUUAAAAACAGUCUCACUAUGUUGCCCAUACUCAUCUCAAACUCCUGGGUGUAAGUGAUCCCCUUACUCAGCCUCCUGAGUAACUGAGAGUACAGAUAUAUGCCACUGCAUCAGCAAUGACUGAAUAUUUUCAGCUUUGUCUAGUGAAGGAAUUUUUCAAAGCAUAUAUCUUUAAACUCAUUAUCAGAGACAAUAGGAAAACCAGAAUUCACUUUCCAAAAGGCUAUAGGCCAUAAAUAUGUUUAUAUAGUGACUCCCCCUGGUCUCUGUUGAUACAGUGAUCAAAAGAUGUUCUCUCUUUAGUGAAAAGGAAGAUCUUUUAUAUCUGGAACUAAUUUCAGGAACUCAACACAGGCAGUCUGGUAUAGGAGGCUUUGCUGGAGGAGUCAGAAGACUUGCACUCAGCCCAGCUCAUCCACUAAUUAGAAAUGUACCUUGGUGUCCUUGACUGCAAAGUCAAGACAUUAGGCUAAGUCAAGACUUUUUAGAAGAUUCCAUGAGCCAGAGGACUCCCGGGGUUGGGACCAGGUGAGUCACAGAAGAUUAAUGAGAAAGAUGAGCAGUCUUAUCUCGGCCCAGAGCCCUGAUCCUCAUUCCAAUGAGAGCAGCUCAACACUCAUUUCUUCAUAUGUUGAGAUUGUCCAUGAGACAUAUUUUAAGAAGAUUUUUGGAACUGAAAAUGUAUCUCAGUGGCAGAGUACUUGCUCAGCAUGAGUGAUGCCCUGUGUUCAAUCCCCAGCACCACAAAAAGAAGAAUUCUGCCUCAAAGAAACACACAAAACAAAAAUAAUAGCAAAGAUACUGAAUCUGGGAUCUUAUAUUCUAAAUUUCUAUAAAUGCUACUCAAAUGUAUUUCCUAUUCUCUUGACUAUUUUUGUCAAAUCAGUAUGGCACAUAUACUUAAUCUUAAGUGAUUUCCAUAGAAAAUAGGCAUAAUUUGUGAAAAGACUGUUGGAAAUAAAUUCCUGUUCUUCAUUGUAGCCUCCAUAAAGGUUUAUAGUUUCUUAAAUAUUUCCAGAAUUGAUUUUCCCUUGUCUUUUGUUUCUAUUUUUAUCUUACAACAGUGAAAAACAUGCAAGAAGAAAUACAAAUAUAUAUAAUUGGUAAUUCUACUAAAAGGUAUAAUAGAUAAUGUGAAAUAGGAAGAGAACCAGGAAUUUAGCUCAGUGG